Molecule: messenger RNA, 1146 nt
Organism: Clunio marinus
Lineage: Eukaryota; Metazoa; Arthropoda; Insecta; Diptera; Chironomidae
Source: the annotation of a GenBank genome assembly
GUAAACAAAUUAAGGCGGCAUAAAUAUCUAUUCUCAAAAUAAAAUCUUUUAUAUUCUCGAGUUCAAGAGCAAAUUUAAUAUUUUAAAUGGCCAAUAUUACUGGUAUUCCUGAUAAGUUAUGGCAGCCUUCAAUAAUAACUAUUGAUACAAGUCUGGGAGAAUUCUCAAUAGAGCUUUAUUGGAAACAUGCUCCAAACACUUGCAGAAAUUUUGCAGAAUUGUCUCGCAGAGGUUACUACAAUAACACAGUUUUCCACAGAAUUAUAUCUGAUUUUAUGAUACAAGGAGGUGACCCAACAGGAACUGGAAGAGGAGGUAACUCUAUUUAUGGAAAAGAAUUUGUAGAUGAAAUACACCCAGACCUUAGGCAUUCAGGAGCUGGUAUAAUAUCAAUGGCAAAUAGUGGCCCAAACACAAACCUUUCGCAGUUUUUCAUAACACUUUCACCAACUCAACACCUGGAUGGAAAACAUACAAUUUUUGGACGUGUUUAUAGUGGAAUGGGAGUUAUUAAAAGACUCGGAAAUGUUGACACUAAUAGAGAUGAUCGUCCAAUCGAAGAAAACAUAAUGGCUGCAAGAGAACCAGUAAAAAGAAUUAUCCAACAAGUACGUCCCAUACUCUCUGUUGAUAGGGAGGAAGCACGACAACGAGUGAUUAACUUGUAUAAAGCUUGGCAUCGAACAGCUCCUUUUAUUGUUGAGAAGUUCGAUAUACCGAAAUCUGUGCCACAAGUUCGUCAAAAAUUAAAAGAAGAGUUUCUUAAAAACAAAGAUGUGUCUGAUGUUAGAGUUAUUGACAUGUUGGUAAUAAAAGGGCAAAUGGAACUCAAGGAGACCACCAAGAUAUGGAAACAGAAAGGUCAUAUCAUGAGAUAUUGGCAGGAGUCCAUUGAACCUAAAUCUAAUGACUUUCUUUCAAAAUUCAUGUCUGGUCAUAAUUAAAUUCUGGAAUGAAAUUGAAACUACCUAGAUACAUAAUAAAAACUGUGCGCAUUAAAAGCGUUGUUGAGAAAUAAAAACAUUAUUCAAAGAAAAUUUAAUUUAUUCUUCAAAAAUUGAGUAAAAACAUUUUUGUAGUAGUCAACUGUUCGAUGAUUGCUUGAACCAACUAUAAACAACAUAAUUAAAUAUAAAACCACUGACA